UAUAAUAUUGACAUUCCCAUAAAUGAUGAAGGAAAUGCAUACUACACAACGCAAGGCUAUGAUUCAGCCAAGACGAUUGAGGAGUCCUGUGAAGUGCUCUACAAAGAGACAUAAUGGACAACUCCCUCAGCCAGAAGCAUCUGCUACAUUUAGCCUUGAUAAUAAUAGGGAUGUGGAAGAAAUUUUGUCCAGGCACGGAGGAACUUACCAACCUGACUUUGGAGCAGGCAGAGGGAUGAGCUUUGGCACUUCUCAUCGAGAUAGUGGUUGGAACAAAGUCCUUAACACUAUCACUGGCAAAAUCAAAGACCAAAGAGUGAAUGAAACUAUCCAAAAGUUAAAUACUGAGAAGAUCAAGAGUGUGGACGCCAAAGGAGCCUCGAAGGCUCAAGAUUUCCUCAAAUCAAUGAUGGAAGCCAACUCCAAAGGAAAAGAUAAUGAAUAUUUCACAAAGAUGUACCAAAAGUAUCUGAAGGAAGCUAAGAAUCGCCACCCUCAAAAGAGAGGAAUAAGAACCAAACCAAGCAGGAUGAUGUCUAAAUAAGUCUACUAACAACGCGUUGAACUUUAAAAAGAGAGGUUUUAGCACAAAAAAGUCAGGUAUUAAGCCUCUAUCAAGCUUGGCAUCAUCACAAGUCAAGAGUAUGUCUCCGAAGAAAAUAUUCUCUCCUAGUGGAGCAAACAAAUCAAGAAACAUCUCUAGUUUUGAAGAAGUCAAGAGUGCCAUCAAAGAUCUAAAGAAAAAGAAUACCUCUUGUUUGAAAGGAACUGUUCAAAGGAUUCGCCAUAAUAGAUUUCUUCCAAAAGGAUUUAACAAGACUGUUCAGGGGAAAUUUGACAAAAAUCCUUUCUCUGCUAGAAAAAUCAAAUCACCGAUGGUGAGACACAACGCGUUAAGCCCUAUCGCAGAUUAUACUAACUCUUCGAUAAAAAAGCCUUCUCAGAAUCUUCAAAAGGAAUGAAAAAGGAAGCAAAAUAACUCGAUGAUGAAAAGUCCUAAGAAGAUGAAAUUAUUGAAAGAAGAAUCUAAGCAGAGCAAGUUCAAAAAGGCCAAAAUAAAGCUCAAAAAUAUAUCUAAGAACAAAGCUGCAGAAUCACCUUCAAAGAAAAGCAUAGUGAGGAAGAUUGAGAGCAUGAAAAGGUGUAUGACCAGAGACAACGACAGAGAUAGUGUCACUUCCUCAGUUAUACCAGCAAAGAAGCUUCCAAUGAGCAAGUCAAAGUCCAAAAGGAAAAUAGAGGAUAAUUUCCCAAGAGGAAGGCAGGCUAGAAGAAGUACUAUUUUUCAGCAUAUGCCAUUCAAGCUGCUAACCCCAUCUCCUCUCCCACAAGUGGAUGAAAUAUGCUACAAAAAGGCAAAAAUUAAGAAAUUUAAGACAAAGGCGAUAUCUAAAAAUGACUCUACCCUUGCACCUAGUACCAAAAUGACAGAGGCACAGCUAAGGAGGCGGAUCACAAAAGUGUUAAAAAGGAUAAACUUCAGCUCAGGAAAAGACUGUACAAUAUCCAGGAAGACUUCUUCUAAAAAGAAUGUAAGCACCAUCAAGAAGUCUAUCACUAAUAAGAAAUUAAGAAGGAUCAAUACAAAGAUGAAGCAAGAUAUAGCAGUACAAAAGAGAAGAAGUACCCUCCCAGUGUUUAAGAUUAACAUAAUUUCAGCUGAACAGUCCUUACUAGCUCCAGAGAGUUCUAAAAAUAAAUCUGAGAAGACUAUUAACCUAAAAUUUGAGAACGAAAAACCAAGGUCUGAUGAUCAGUCUAAAUCUGGUUUUCCCAUAAAUAUCAACCUGAGUAACAAUAUCACUGAAGAGAGUUCAUCGCAAGACUCUAGUAGUACUGCCACCUUCAAUGAUACUAUCUCUGGAGAUAAGAAUGAAGACCAAGAAGUUCUUUCAGUGUCAGAAGACCUGGCUUAAGCAAUCUCUGCUGUAGAACAUUAAAUCAAUCCUAAUUUAUAUAAAAAUCUG
Messenger RNA from Moneuplotes crassus, 1967 nucleotides. The record is from the annotation of a GenBank genome assembly. NCBI's taxonomy places the organism in Eukaryota, Ciliophora, Spirotrichea, Euplotida, Euplotidae.